Erythranthe guttata (spotted monkey flower) is the source of this 1682-nucleotide messenger RNA. The record is from RefSeq and is a predicted model, not a curated record. Lineage: Eukaryota; Viridiplantae; Streptophyta; Magnoliopsida; Lamiales; Phrymaceae.
CCCUAAUCGAUUCUUCCGUAUUUUUUCUAAAAUCGUUGUCGGAAUCAUCUUACAGGUUUCUCGAUCUUUCAUUUCCAGCAUUUUUUCUGCUUCUCCAGGUAAAAAAAUGGAUCCGUAUAGAAGAUUGGGCGAAGGAAUUUGUGAUUGAUCACAGCAAACGCAUAAGCUUGAGUGUACUGGUAUUUAUGUUGUGUACGCUAAUCGACAAUAUGGGGUUACUCUGCAGUAGACAUCAACACAAUCAAGCUGAUUCUGAAGAGAAUGAGCAGACUGCAGAAAUAGAAAGGCGAAUUGAGCAAGAAACAAAAUCGGAGAAGCAUAUUCAGAAACUUCUGUUACUUGGUGCUGGAGAUUCUGGAAAAUCCACCAUUUUCAAGCAGAUAAAACUUUUAUUUCAAAGCGGGUUUGACGAGACUGAGCUAAAAGGCUACAUCCCAGUCAUCCAUGCCAAUGUUUAUCAGACAAUAAAAAUAUUGCACGAUGGAUCGAAGGAAUUAUCUUUGGGCUCAGCAGAUUCCUCAGAUUUCAUUAUAUCUGAUGAAAAUAAGCACCUCGGGGAGAAAUUUUCAGAAAUUGGUGGUAGGUUGGACUAUCCACGUUUAACCAAAGAGCUUGCACAUGAGAUUGAAACGCUUUGGAGAGAUAACGCCAUACAGGAAACAUAUACCCGUGGUAAUGAACUUCAAGUUCCGGAUUGUGCUCAUUAUUUUAUGGAGAAUUUGCAAAGAUUGUGCGACGCAGACUAUGUUCCUACAAAGGAAGAUGUUCUUUAUGCCAGGGUUCGAACAACCGGUGUUGUCGAAAUCCAGUUCAGCCCAGUUGGAGAAAACAAAAAAAGUGGAGAAGUAUAUCGACUCUUUGAUGUUGGAGGCCAGAAAAAUGAAAGAAGAAAAUGGAUUCAUCUCUUUGAGGGUGUUUCAGCUGUAAUAUUCUGUGCUGCUAUAAGCGAGUAUGACCAAACUCUUUUUGAGGAUGAUAACAAGAAUCGAAUGAUGGAGACAAAGGAACUCUUGGAGUGGGUCCUUAAGCAACCUUGCUUCGAGAAAACUUCCUUCAUGCUAUUUCUCAACAAAUUUGACUUAUUUGAAAAGAAGGUUCUGCAAGUCCCACUGAAUGUAUGUGGGUGGUUCAAGGAUUACCAGCCAGUUUCAACGGGGAAACAAGAAAUCGAGCAUGCAUACGAGUUUGUGAAGAAAAAAUUCGAGGAGUUGUAUUUCCAGAGCACUGCACCUGACCGUGUUGACCGAGUCUUUAAGAUCUAUAGAACAACUGCGUUAGAUCAGAAACUUGUGAAGAAGACUUUCAAGCUUGUAGACGAGACUUUGAGAAGGCGGAAUUUAUUCGAAGCCGGACUUUUGUGAAACUCUUCAACAACAGAAAGAAUCAUCAUUAUUACUACCUUAAAAAACAACAAAGAUUUUUGGAUUUUGACAGCUGAGGUUCAGCUGAAAUUUGGGUCUAUCAGGUACGGUUUUAUUAGUUGUAAUGUAGGAGAAGAAAAAAAACACUAGUUAUUGAAUCUCUUGGCUACAAAGGACAUUCCUACAGAAAAAAAAAAAGUUUUUUCCGAUGAGGACGGUUGAAUUACGGAGUUAUAUUUGCAAUAUUCAUCAGCUGUAAAUGAGUGCUCUGGCUGUAAAUCACAUUCAUUUUGCAUCAUAUUUAUCUUAUUGUUUUCAUAC